UUAUUCAAGAAAGUGGUGAAAAAUCCGAAAAUAAAAAAAUAACAUAAACCAGAAAAUUUCACUGUUGAAUACCGCCAGACAGCGCCACCGCUGUAAUCUUUACUCAUGGAGGCCUAUAUAUAUGUCAAAUGUCAUGUUCCAUAGAAGCUCUUUCUCUAGACUCUAAAUUCACAAUUGUAGGGUGGUUUUCCAAACAGUCUUGGAAGCCAUAACGGCAUAACCACAGGAGAAGAACAAUCAUAAUCGUAAUCGCAAUCGCAAUUUCAGCUUUCCAAUCAAAUCUCAAGUUACAAUUUGAAGGAAAAAAAAGUAUGAGCAAAUCAGGGUCGAAAUUAGCGAUUUAUCAUGGGGAAACAUGUUUAGGAGAAUUAGAAGCAAUUUGUAUAGCAAAAGAAUCAAAAUUUCAAUUCCCAAACAACGAAAUUCGAAUCCAUCACAUUUCUCCACCCAGUGAACGUUGCCACCCACUCUCUCUCCUCCACGUCAUCUCCCCAUUCUCUCUCCUGUGGAAGCUUGAACCCUCCGAACAACAACAACAACAACAACAACAACAACAGCAGCAACACCUUCUGAGUCUCCAUGCUUCUUGCUUUUACGAGCUUAAAACUGCUGUUGUUUUGGUUAAUAAUGAGGAAAUUCAUCUAGUUGCAAUGCCAAGUAAGCAGAAAAAGUUCCCUUGUUUCUGGGUAUAUGCUGCCCCAGUUGGGCUAUAUGUGUCUUGUUUAGGGCUGUUGAAUUUGCGGUGUUUGUCGAUUGUUUUCGAUCUCGACGAAACCCUGAUAGUUGCCAACACUAUGAAGUCGUUCGAGGAUCGAAUCGAUAAUCUUAAGGGGUGGAUUGCAAGGGAGGGGGACUCCGUCAGGGUUUCCGGGAUGAACGCCGAGCUGAAGAGGUAUAUGGAUGAUAGGGCCUUGCUUAAGCAAUAUGCUGAGAAUGACAGUGUUGUGGAUGGGGGAAAAGUUUACAAGGCACAAUUUGAGGAGGUUGCUCCAUUGUCUGAAAAUCAUGAGACUAUUGUUCGUCCUGUUGUUAGGUUGCCGGAGAAGAAUCUUGUGCUUACUCGAAUUAUUUCCGAGAACCGCGACACUAGUGUUCUUGUGAGGCUACGACCUGCUUGGGAGGACUUGAGAAGUUACCUGACAGCAAAGGGGCGCAAAAGAUUUGAAGUAUAUGUCUGUACCAUGGCUGAGAGAGAUUAUGCUUUAGAGAUGUGGAGGCUUCUUGACCCAGAGGCACACCUAAUAAAUUCAAAGCAACUUCUAAGCCGGGUUGUAUGCGUGAAGUCAGGAUCAAGAAAAUCUUUACUGCAUGUAUUUCAAGAUGGCCUUUGUCAUCCUAACAUGGCAAUGGUGAUUGAUGAUCGGUUGAAGGUAUGGGAGGAUAAGGAUCAGCCACGUGUACAUGUGGUUCCUGCAUUCACCCCAUACUAUGCUCCCCAAGCUGAGACAGCGAAUGCUGUUCCAGUCCUAUGUGUAGCCAGAAAUGUUGCAUGCAAUGUGAGGGGUGGCUUUUUCAAAGAAUUUGAUGAGAACUUAUUGAGGAAAAUCUUUGAGCUAUUUUAUGAAGAUGAGAUGUCAAAUAUACCUUCUCCCCCAGAUGUGAGCAAUUAUUUAAUUUCAGAGGAGACAGGAUUUUUACCAAAUGGAAAUACAAAUAUUCCUAUGGGUGAAGGCAUUUCUGGUGCAGAAGUUGAACAGAGAUUACCACAGUUGGUAGAUAAAUUCACAGUGGAUUCAGAUACUAACUCAGCAACUAAUAUUCCUGACUUGAGAUCUGAAACACCCCAGCAGCCGAUCCCAUCUCUUUCUGGUGCUGCUAAUCCUUUGAGAAUGACUAUGCCUUCACAGAAGGGGUUGCUUGGAGUACCUGCUAGAAGAGAUGUAAGAAAUCCUUCUGGUGAUCCACCUAUUCUUAAAUUACCUGCUCAAACAUCACAAGAUUGCUGGUCGGUAGAAGAAGAUGCAAAUAAGGGACUCUUAAACAACCGAGGUUUUGUUCCUGUCCAAGAGUCUGAUAUGCCAAAAGCUGAUAAACAACGAACUUACUCCAGUUUAGUUGGUCAUAGCACUGCACCACCUGUGUCUUCAGCCCAACUUUCCAAAGGAAGGGCUGACGAGGAAUCUCCAAAACAAAAUCUUCCCCCUAGUGAGACAGCAGGUACUGCUGAAAUUCCUAGCUCUCAGAGUCUAGCUCCUAGCAUUAACAAAGAAACACAUGUUGAUGCUGUAAAAGCAAAUGCACUGCCCUCAAGCUUAUCUAUCAGCGUGCUGCAAGAAAUUGGUCGAAGAUGCUGUUCAAAGGUUGAGUUCAAGCCAAUUCUAAGCACAAGUAAGGACUUGCAGUUCUCUGUUGAGGUUUUGUUCACUGGUGAGAAGAUAGGUGUUGGAAUGGGUAAGACUAGAAAGGAUGCUCAACAGCAAGCUGCUGAAAGUGCUCUUCAUUGCUUAGCUGAAAAAUAUUUGGCUUAUGUGACGCGUUCAGGGUCAAUAGACCGGGAUGAGAAGCUUACAGUCCAAAAUGAAAAUGGAUUUGUAUGGGAUGACAUUAACCUUCAAUCUGAUGAACUAUCUUCUGAUGACAAGGUACAAAGAGAGAACGCUUUCGAGGCUGUGGAAGUGUCACCUGUAAGUACAUCCUCAAUGGUCAAUAGUCAGCAGGUGACAAAGCUUGCAAACUCACCCAGGUUACAGCAGUCCUUGUCUGGCAAACGCUUAAAAGAAGAAAUAGCACGUGGUCCACAAAGCUCAUCAUCCCGGCAACAAAGGAAUGGCCAUUCUGUGUCAUAAGUUCUGUAAGAGUUUACCAGUAUGAUUUUUAGAUUGGGCCGCUUUCUCCACAGCACUGUAGAUGGUUGUGGUGUAAUGGGCUGAUUGGUUGCUACCGACCUGCCAAGUUCGGAAUUCUCUCAACACACAGGACAUACAUGAUACAGUAGAUGCUCAGUUUGCCAAUCAUCAGGAGCAACUUUUGUGACGUUUUAUCUUGAGCUGACUAAAUGAGAGCCUGAGUCAGGUAUCAGGCUUGAAGCGCUAGUUAUCUUUCUAUGGCCAGUUCAGGAACGGGAGAGGGAGCUCGUGUAAAUUUUCUUGAUUUUGUUGUCUGCAUUAUUUCGAGAGAGCUACCUAAGAAGAUGGGUCACGAUCUCGUAGUUUUGUUGUGAGUUCUACAGUAAUAUAAAUAAUUCCUUAGCUGUCUUUUUCUUUUUGAACUUCCGGUCAUUGAGCUAUGCUAGGUACUGUAAAUUUGAAAUAAUUCUGCACAUAGCUCUUUUACUAGGGUAAGCUUAUUUAACCUAUAAUAGGUGUCUUUUUCCUGGUCUA
This is a messenger RNA of Beta vulgaris subsp. vulgaris (sugar beet), 3320 nucleotides long. RefSeq names its product RNA polymerase II C-terminal domain phosphatase-like 2. Bases 312 to 2786 code for a protein of 824 amino acids. Lineage: Eukaryota; Viridiplantae; Streptophyta; Magnoliopsida; Caryophyllales; Amaranthaceae. The record is from RefSeq and is a predicted model, not a curated record. The transcript has 15 exons. Gene Ontology annotation, molecular function: RNA polymerase II CTD heptapeptide repeat phosphatase activity.